Procambarus clarkii (red swamp crayfish) is the source of this 9260-nucleotide messenger RNA. RefSeq names its product C2 domain-containing protein 5. The record is from RefSeq and is a predicted model, not a curated record. NCBI's taxonomy places the organism in Eukaryota, Metazoa, Arthropoda, Malacostraca, Decapoda, Cambaridae. Gene Ontology annotation, biological process: positive regulation of protein targeting to membrane; intracellular protein transmembrane transport; positive regulation of D-glucose transmembrane transport. Gene Ontology annotation, cellular component: plasma membrane. Gene Ontology annotation, molecular function: calcium ion binding; calcium-dependent phospholipid binding.
UGCGUGUGAGGGUUUAGUGGUGUAAGCGUUCGCGGUAACUCUGGCAGACCAUCUCUCGCACCAUGGCUCCCAUAACCCACUGAAACUAUACAUAUAAAUAGUCAAACUAUUUACCAGUGACACAACGACUUGCAACGACCUUGUUUAAUUGUUUCGUCAAUGGUGCUUGUUAUUUCCCAGAUUCAUUUUCAAAGAUGCCAGGCAAAGUUAAAGUUCGUGUUGUGGCAGGUCGGAAUUUGCCUGUAAUGGACCGGUCUUCAGAUACUACAGAUGCAUAUGUUGAGGUGAAACUUGGUACAAUCACCUACAAAACUGAGGUUUACAGAAAAAGUCUUAACCCACAGUGGAACUCAGAAUGGUUUAGAUUUGAGGUUGAUGACCAAGAGCUCCAGGAUGAGCCACUACAAAUUCGUAUCAUGGACCAUGACACAUAUUCAGCUAAUGAUGCCAUUGGGAAAGUCUAUGUAGACUUAAACCCACUCUUGUUACCUCCACCCACUCCUCUGCAUUCUCAGCGCCCACAUGACCCCUCGCAACCAGGAACAGCGGUUAUGUCUGGUUGGUUGCCUGUUUAUGACACUAUGCACGGUGUUCGUGGCGAGGUCAACAUGAUUGUCAAAGUCGAUCUUUUCUCUGACUUUAAUAAAUUUCGUCAAUCAUCGUGCGGAGUCCAGUUCUUCUUUACUCCUGAGAUUCCUGCUGGGUAUAGGUGUCAGAAUAUUGUUGGAUUUGUCGAAGAGUUGGUGGUGAAUGAUGAUCCUGAGUAUCAGUGGAUUGACAAGAUUCGUACGCCACGCGCCAGCAAUGAAGCACGUCAGACUCUCUUUUCUAAACUUUCGGGUGAACUCCAGCGUCGAAUUGGGCUGAAGGUUCUGGAACUUGGUGGAAAUGCUGUGAUUGGGUAUCGUCAAUAUUUUGACUUGGAGGGCGAGACAGGUAUUGUAGUUCGUGGCUUAGGAUCGGCAGUAACUUUAAUUCGACUGCAUUAUGAGUCAAGUGCAACAGGAGGAACCACUCAUUCCCCAUCACCACUACGAGAGAUAACAGCUCAGAGAGAUGUGGAAGAUGAGUUAGUGCUAGAAAAUAUGUAUUUUCUUGUUCCAAACUUUAACAUGCCCAUGCCCAUCUCUGUUGUCCACUUGCCCAAGACACACUCCUCAGUCUCUGCCCCCUCCACUUGCCUACGGUCUCUUGUCUCCUCACAGAAUGGGAGUUCAAGCUCAAGUUUUUCAUCCCAUGAAACUUCACGUCACCCCUCCCAGUGGCUUGACCUGAUGGUAAACCCAACCUCAGAUCAAAGUAGACCUCUUCCAGGACUGCUGGCUCUUAGCAAUGCAAAACGAAUGAUACGUGGAUUACCACUAGCCAGACGGAAACGUAGUUCCACAAUUAUCCAACAUCCGCCUGUUUAUCUUCAACGUAAUUCAUCGUUCUCGCAUGGUGCAUCGCAGCAUUCUUUUCACAGUUUAGGUCAUUUUAAGCAUCACAAGAUUAAAAGUUCAAGGGUGGUACAUGGAUCAAACUAUAGACAUCAGAAUGCUCAAAAUAUCAGGCAAAAUUUACCUUCUAGUACUCAUGAUAGCCUUGAAUCAAUUAGAGCUGGGCUACGCAAGACAGCUCAGCGGAUGUUGAGAUUUAAAGAGGGAAGAGAAAAAUCACAGAGUUUAGAAGUGAGUCAUGGUAGCCACUGCAAAACACCACAUAUCAGUAAAAAGACCAGCCUGAAAACUAGCCCCAAGGUUCACAGUCCAAUGGGACGACUACAUAGUAAAUGCCAUCACAGAACCAAAAAUGCAAAAGAAAGAAUGCCAAUUCAUAGCUCAACCACAUCUCCUGAAGAUUCUGAUGACUGGGAUCUUGAUUCACCAGAUAUUGUAGAAGUUAUUGGCCUGGAAGAUGAUGAUUUACAGUAUUCUGAUGAUGAAGAAAUUGGUCAUGAGAUAACCAGUAUAGAAUACUCUUAUAAAAAUAUAUCCUCAGCUUUCUCAGACCCAACACUAAAUAAGAGUGUUUAUGCAAAACAUCAAUUAAGCCGACCACUUGAUCCCUCAGCUCCAAUUCAAUACAUUUCUUCUGAUGAAGACACCUGCAGUUCAGAGCCUGUGUCCUCAGACUUCAGUUCUCCAGAACAUGGAGUGACAGCCCCUAAAUGUGGACAUAAAUUUUUUUUAAGUGACGAGGAUAUUGCAUCAGAGAGUUCACUAGAAAGUCAUUUUACAGGUCCUGUAGAUGUUAGAGAUCUGCAACGUCUUUCAGAGAGCUCUGUUAGUGAGAGUCACCAUUCAGGCAAUGAAAUAGUAGGGGAUGACCUUACAUCAUCCGGAGUUGCAGCAUCAGAAUUUCAGAUCAAGAGUUGUUCAUUUGGAGGAUGCAAAAAACAAACACUCUUGUUGGAAGCAGCCAAUAACCAUGAAGAUUUACAUAUGAUUACAGACUUCAAGACUCCCUCAAUAACACUCGAAGAGCAUAUAGAUCAAUCAGAUUUACAGAUUGCUGAUAUUAUAGCCCCUCAGAGAAAAUAUGGAAUUGCAUCAUUUAGCCCAGAGAAUAGUAAAGAACAGAGGAUCUCACAAGAACAGAAGCAGGAGUCAAGUAGUUUAGAACUUGAAAUACCAAAACAUAUUGAUUAUAAAAAGAAGCACAUGUCUCUCGAUAUACAUUCAACAUGCGAGUCAGCCAUGAGUAAAUUAGAGCCAGCAGCACCCUGCAGUACCUCAACACCUCUUCCAGCAAUUGCAGUUAUUCCUUCUACUCCAGUCUUACCUCCUAAAUCUCGAAAUCCAGCUGUGCAUAUUCAUACAGGCACAGACAAUAUCAGUUUGCAUGAAUUUUCUUGUGCAUCUGAAUCUAACACUAAUUCUUCUUUAAAUGAUGACAUUGGAGGCAGUAAUGAUAGCGAUGCUACCUUGUCUGUCUUGCCUCCUUCUCUUUCUUCUGUUGCUUCUAAUUCACACUCUGUAUUUAACACUAACUUGUAUAGUUCUCCUUUAUCCUCUUCCUCUCACUUAUAUUUACCAUUUCCAUCAUCAUCCUCAAAUCCUGCCUUAUCUUCCAUACUUACUGCCUCUUCCUCUACCUCAUCUAGUUUAUCACACCUUGCCUCAUCCUCUACUUCCUCUAAUUUAGCAUCCCUUGCAUCUUCUUCAUCUUCUGAGUUUCCAUGUGUAACUAGCAGUUUAAGCAUGAGUAGUGACUUGCUUCAGUGUGCUUUAGAUGUAGCAGCUAAAUGUCCCUCCCAUCCUGUGUACAUCUCUAGCCUAGACAUGCUAGUGGAGGCCCGGCCUGGCUCAGCAUCGAUGGUAGGCUCUCCCAAGCGCUCGUCACGUAGUCGCCAUACUAGUGGCUGUAACCUCAUGUCCAGGAGCCCGUUACCCACUGAUGCUGAUGGUUCCAAGAGUGACACUGGCGUUGGAGGAUGUACAGCGGUGGGUGGGACCACAACUUCAGUAAAUGGGAGUGCAGCCACCCAGUCUCCAACUCAUUCUGGCAAACUGGCUAGCCCUGCUCAUACUCCAGGUGUCUCCAUCAACAGACGAUCUUCAGAUUCUGAUCUCUCCAUUACUCCAAAGGGAGGCAGUCUGGCAGGGAGUGGAGGCUCAUCAGGUGGAGGUGUCGGGAAAGGGGGAACACUUACAGGAGUUCAUCGCCCUAUUAUGACCCAGGAAUCAUUUGACAUGCUUGAAUACCCUUUCCUUACCAUGAAAACAUUCCCUGCUGGUUUCAUCUUGCAUCUCGGUGGAACAGUAAGUGCUCGGUCAGUGAAGCUCUUAGAUCGCCCUCACACUCCAGAAGAGGUAGAAACACGUGAUAAUUGGUGGACACAACUCAGAAUGGAAAUUCGAUCACAUGCUCGUGCUUUGGCAUGCAAUGUUGUGCUUGGCUACGAGGAAUUUACCACUAUUAGCGAUGAGGUUUGUGUGUUGAAUGCAACGGGCACUGCAGCAGUAAUUAGCCUCCAUUAUCUUGAGAUUGAUACAAGUGGAGGUUUGCCAGGUAUUCCCAGGUCCCUGCGAGACCCAAUGACACUCUCACUGGAUCGCAAAGAUUUUGAACAACAACAAGGACAACAAAUUCAACAAACAGGAAAGUCGGCAGGAGGCAAGGAUGGCCACUCUGGAUCACAAGCUAGCAUGAGUCGCAGUCAUCCUUGUAUUGAAGACGGCUUUUCUGGUGAAGGAGGUAGUGUCCCAUCUCAGCCUGCUGUACUCUCUUCUUCAAGUGGGCCUUCAAGCAACCCAUCUGCUGUGGGUCCUUCCCUGUGUGCCAUGUGCCAUGUACCUUAUUCUGAAACUUCACUGCCAUUUCGUGUCAAAAUUUCAAAAUGUGCUGUUUGCAGAAAGGGAAAGGUGCCAGAUGUUCUCUUCACCACUCUAGAGCCACCUGUGGGGGUUCCGAUUACAGGAAGAGGCUGUUUAAUUCAGGCAAGGGUGGCUAGAUCCAAACGAGAUUUGAAGGGUGAACUUAAUGCUAAAGAAAUAUCAGAUUCCCUCCCAUUUUUGGAAUAUGAACUGCACAAGCAGCUCAUUAAUAAAAUGAAGAUAAAGGGAAUGAAUGCACUAUUUGGUCUGCGAGUGCGGGUGACAGUUGGGGAGCGUCUCAUUGUGGGUGUAGCCACAGCAACAGCUGUGUUUCUCUCUGCUCUUCAGCCACCACCAGUUCCAAGAGUGACUUCUGCUAGUUGUGGCCGAGACGAUGAAAGAUAUAGAGCCGAAGUUCAGAAGCUCCUCCUCACUACCAUUGCCCGGAACAAGGAAUACUUUGGAACUAAACAUGUCAUCUCGGAAAUAUUGGUGGAUGAAAUGAAUGGUGGCCGGGAGUCAGAUACAGAAGAUUCAGAAGACGAUCUUCCAGAGAUUGAUUUGUCAUCAGGCAAUAAGGAUACCUCAGUUUUAGAAUUGGAUGACAUGGAAGAUGCAGAAAUGAUUGGCCUCCUUGUGGAGGGUUGUCCGCCUGCCCAGUUGAUGGCAGUAACUACACAAGUGCCUCCUGGUGUCUCCCGAGAGAGAAUAGUAAACAACCUCCAGAUGUUCACCCGAGUGUGGAGAACGAAGGUGCCGGCUACUCUAAACCAUAACGUCUUCAAUCAGUAUUUUGAUAAACUUCUCCAGAGUGUAUACUUCAAAGUUCGCAAAUUGGCACCUUGUAUUAUUGCUGGAUUACAAGUAAAUGUAGAGUUACCAGAGGAAGAUGAGCUGCAAAUUAGUCUAUUUGGAAUGGUUCUUGGUCAAGGUUCUCCAGUCCAUACGCAACUUCAAGCUUUCACAUCUAAUACCACAAGCCAAGUUGGUCAGUCUGACGUUCCUCUUAAGAAGGCAAAACAAGAUGAUGGUGAAAUGAUAUUCAAAAUGGAAGAAUUAAUUCCAUUAGUUGAGGACAGUUCUAAAACAAAAAUUGCACCGCCACAAGAACAGCAGCGGCAGCAUCCUCCACAACCUAUAGUUAAAAAACAGUCAGUUUUGUCAAUGUCUUCAGUACAGUCAGUGCCAUCAGUGCCGUCAGUGCCGUCAGUGCCCUCAACAGCCUCUAUUAGUUCUUCUGCCUCAUCUGCUAGAUCUUCUACUAAAUCGAGGAAUGAUCCAAAAUACAUUAACUACCAUCUCAUUCGGAGAGAAAGGUACGGUGUGGAAAUCACUCCUCUCUCGUACAUCCCUGGUGCUCGUAUAGACUGCCACCUGGGAAACUUGAACUUCUUCUUUAUCAGGGAAUCUACUAGUAUUAAAGAGAGUGGUGGUCUGAGUGGCUUCAUGGGCAGCUUUGUGACCGAGGUACUGGCAAUUGUGCGUGCUCACGUUGCGGCUCUGGGAGGAAACGCUAUGAUUGCUUACUUCAUGUCCGAGUGUGUGCUCCUACAUAACCCUUACAAAAAUCAGGGUCAGUGUUUGAUCAACGUUGGUGGUGAUGUGGUACAAGUACAAUACAAUGCAGGUUCUUCACUGCAUGAUGGCUCUGCUGAAGAGUAGCAGAUCUCCCAUCUUUACUAGGUACAAAUGUCUGUUUUAACGAACAACAAGAAUUUCGUUUCACAUAUAAUUUAAUAAAUUCAGUUACUGUUCAAAGAUGGAAGAUUUCUGAAGAGAUAUAAACACGAAAGAAAUUUUCAGGUUUUAGCAUGGUUGGAAGUAUUUUUUAAUUAAUAAUAAGAGUAUGAAUGAUAAUGACGACAAUGCAACAGCUAACACUUAAUGUAUGGUGAAUCCACUGUACAAAUACAAAGCUACUCGGUCUUGUAGACCUUAUUAUUUUUAAACAGUGUCACUCACCAUUGUGAACUUGAAUUAUUUGAGUGGGGUAAUUGUGCCAAGAAUGUGUACUAAACAUUUUGUAUUAACAAAUGGUACAUGAAGCUGUUACAAGCAUUUUGUGUAAAAUAAAUAUUGUGGAAUUAGAAAUUGCUGAGUUAUUUACUAUUGGUUAAAUAACUAACAGAUAAGAAAACAUACAAAGUAAAUCAUUUGUUAUGUGUACACAUGUGAGUUACUGAAACUAAUGACAAUUAUUAUAUUAAAGUACAAUUGUCAUGGAAUUUAUCAAAAUUAUUUGCUUUCACACAUUGUUGUUUGUCCAUCACUGGGUUAUAACUGUAUUGUGGCCUUCUGAACACACUAUAAAAGUUAUCUUCAAAUUGAUUAGAAAUUGCUCAUAUAAAUAUUCUUUUGUGAAGUGAUCCUGAAAAUUAGUUUCCUCCCAAGAAAUAUAAUUAGAUUGAAAGUUGAAUAAUAUUAAAUUAGGAAAAUACAUUCAUUGACUAUCUUGAGCAUACUUAUCCAUAAAUACCCAUAAUUACACCUCUAAAAGAUAGAUUACUAUUUUUCUUAUCCAUCCAUUUCUUCGUGGAUUUAUCUUCAUCUUUUUGCUUACUUUCAUGAAUAUUGUAAAUAAUAACACCUUCCUUGUUGAUUUGAUUUCUUAAUAUAUAUUACAAUUAUUGAGACAUGGGCAUCCUUUCAUAUUUCACACACUGAUAUAACACCCUUACAGUCAUCUUUAUCAGCUUGCUAUUAAGGUCAGUUUUGUUAUCAUCAUUAUUAAUCUUACCCAGUUUCUACCUCCAUGGGGUUCAGAUUUGAUUUCAUAUACUGUAGUUUACAUUCUUCUAAAAUCUUUUGCUAUUUUCAGAGAUACUUCUAUUAACCCUUAAACUGCUCCGUCACUCAUAAGCAAUAAAUGCCUGUGACAAAAUGCCCUGUAAAUACUAGGUGUGUCCUGUAACAUUAAAAACCCAACAAAUUCCUUGUGGAUAUCACUUGACACUAGAGACGUAUAGCAAUCAUUUGUCAUAUUUGAAAACACCCUGAAAGCCUUGGUUUCCUUCCUGGGCCCUAGUAAAAAGAUGGGCAUCACCAUCCAUUGACUGAUGUUCACGCUUCAAACCAUUAAUGCCAUGCAAAAUUGCAAGGAGUUUAUGGGCCUGGAAGAUCUUAGUAAUUGGGACGAAUCUAUUACAAAUAGUUAACUUGAAAAUUAUACAUUCAUAAUAUUGACAUCAUUAACGUGUCUUCUCUUCACUAUGGCCAAACUAAAAUUAUUUUUUUGUUUUGUUGGGUAUAUGCACCAGGAUAACCACCUAAUUUUAAAGGGUUAACUAUUUAGAGAAGUACAGCUCUGCCUUCAGCUAUACAUUUACUACCUCUCCCUCCUUACCUUCUCUAUUAACUAUUCAUACUAGUAUACUUUCCUUCCCCUCCAGUAAUUUCCUUCCCCCCCAAAAAAAUAGUUGACUAAACUGACUAAAACUUUAUUAAAAAUGUUCUGUAUGGGAAGGGGCCCAGUCUUAAGGCCUAUACCAGACAGUUCUUAUGGACAGUGCUGAAAUGGGUGCAGAAGCAUUUAAGACAAAAGGAAUGAAGCUUAAGGCUACACGAAACCGAGCCAGAGAAGGGAACUCCGAGAGCCAUCAACAAGCCUCACCAGAUGAGGGAACUCAGAAACAGAGCUGAAGCAGAAUAUAUUGUCUAGUGAUACAGCCACAAUAAAAUUAACUUAAUUGGUCUCUGCAGAACAGCACAUCUAAUGGAUGGAUGCCAGGCACCAAGUGAGCUUGCUGGGUCAUCUGACUGUUUACAAGAGAUUAGUGUGCUGCCAUCUAAUGCUGGUCAGGACCAGUUGCUAGAGGUACUACAGUAGUUUCAGAGCAAUAAUUUUCUUUCUGGGUUCAAGGUUUUAUUUGUAGUAGCAAUGAGAAAGAGUUGUUUUUCCUGCUUUGUAUCAUAGUAGAACUUCCUGUGUGUUUUUCUAGUAGAUAGGGCUUUCUCCACUCUCUUUCUUCCUCAUUUUACAUUGUAGAAUGAUAAGAAAAGAUACUGUUAUGGUGAGAAAGCAGUUAAUCCUUAAUCAAGGAUUAACAGAGGGGAGCUAGGUAAAAAAAAAACAUUAAUGAUUCACUGAAUAAUGAGUAAUAUGAUUUAUGAAUGCCUUGGACCUCGAGAUGUUCACAUAUGGUAAUAUAAACAUAUGAUCUAUUGGUCCUCUAGGUAUCAUCAUUAUUACCUUGCUCAUCAUUUUCAUAUCUCAUCUUCAUUUUCACAUUUGACAAAAAUAGAACAAUGAAGUGAACAAAAGAUAGUGAGAGAUCACUCAUGCAUUCAUCGUAUCUUCCAUAUCAUAACACUUCAGGAAAACUUGCACAGCAGAGCACCCAUCCAAAAUGUGACUAGAUGUAGAAUGCUUCAUGUAAUUUUUUAUUUAAAAAUAAAUUAAACAAUCACUCUUCAGCUGAUUCCACCUAGACAUAUUUGAACCACUUCUUGUGUAAUUUUCACACUUAAUUCUCACAUCCUUACACAAACACAAUCCCCAUGUCUCUCAAUUUUGUUGGUUUCCUCUCCUCCUCUUACACUUAAAUUCAUUGGAAUACACAUUUUUCACGACAUUCUUUCAUUAUGACAAAACCAUUUGAGUAUACCAAGAAUUCCACCAGAAUUCCUUAUUCUGGACAACAUAAACUGUAUAAGAAAUUGGAUUGCUUUCAUUCACUAUUUCAAAGUAUACUGAAUGUUUUUUUGAGUUUAGAAUUCAUAUAAUGUAGGAAUUCAUUAACAAGACUUACAUCAUUAAAUAAUACAAAUGCAUUAAUUGAGAAAUGGCAGUGCAUAAAGUAUUAUGUAAGUACUGAUGCUAUUGUACGUGCACACAAAGUAUGUAAUUACCUAAGUGUAGUUACAGGAUGAGAGCUACACUCGUGGUGUCCCGUCUUCCCAACACUCUUUGUCAUAUAACGCUUUGAAACUACUGACGGUCUUGGCCUCCACCACCUUCUCACC